GACUAGGCAGAAAUACAGAGUUUGGGGGAUUUCCAAGUCCGAACAUUGAAAAGCUGGAAAGAGAAAAGUCAAUGUCUUCCUCGUACAUGUCGUGGAGAUCAUCUGCAACUAACAGGAGACCAACUCAACUCACUUCCACUCCCAAAAAUCCAGGACCCAUCCAUCCGGACCCGAAUCCCAGACCCGUUCUUCACUUUCUCGCCUUCGGGCUCAUCAUCUUCCUCGGACUCCUUCAAUUCUUGCCGGCUACUCAUUUCCGUGACCCCUCCGACCCUCUCAGAAACUGGAUCGCUUUUAGCUCCCACGUCUCUUCUCCUCCCGCCGUCAAACUCGGCGUUGAUGAAGAUGACGGCAUGAUACACAUCGUUUCGUGGAUGCAAUGUUUGGACCUUAAAGUGCUGGCUGUCUUUACGAACUCAACUCUUUCGAGUUCAAGAUCUCCGGACUUGCUUCACUUUCAUUUCUUUACACCACAAGGGGACAAAGACAGAGUUUCAUUUUAUAAGCUGAAAGUUCUAUUUCCACAUUCAAACAUUGAACUUCAUGGGCAAGAGGAAGUGAAAGAAGCAAUUAAGAGGGCUUCUUCUGGAGUAGAACAUGACAGUCUCAAUCUCGAGGAAAUAACACCUUUCAUUAUACCAAGUGUUCAUCAGUCCCUAAGAAAAUUCAUAUAUGUUUCCCCCAAUCUAAUUCUGUUGGGAAGAAUAGAAGAACUAACUGGAAUUGUCUUAACCGCCCAUGGCGUUGCAGCCGCUGAGGACUGCUCUACAAGGCUAAACAGCUACGUUAACUCGGAUGUUUUGGAUGCUAUUCAAAGAUCGGCCUCAAAGCCAUGGAUAUCCAUGACACCAUAUGAGAAGGAUGCAUGUAUGCCUGACUUAAGUUUGCUUUUGAUUGAUGGAAAGAAAUUGGAAGACUUUUUGGAGACUGUCUUAUGGUGGAGUAAAGUUCUUGAUUUAAGUGACAGGAGCAGUGAAAGAAAUCCCGCAAUAGCAUUAGCACUCUACAACAGAUAUCUGAAGCUUUCAAAUCCAUGGUUGGUGAAGGAACCAGCAGCGUCAGUAGACAUCACCGAAAAGAGUAUGAUCAUUCAAUAUGAUGGUCCCAAGAUUGUUUGCUCCGAAUUCGGAAACGACAAUGUUUCAAGGUCAUUAUCCUAUGGAAAUUCAUGGAUGAAGUACCUUCCUUCAAUGGCAAAUCAGAUUCUGGGGAGCUAAAAUAACAUACUAUUUGUGGGAUUUUACCAUCAAAUUCCCUAUGUAAGGUUACUAAACAUAUACAUUGUAAAUUGUAUCCCAAUAUUUUCAGCAAAAGACAAGUCGUGUUUGAUGUUUCCAAAGUGCCGCAUGCCAACAAUGCUAUCCAGCAAAUCGAAUGAGCAUCGUAGCUAUGAUUUCUUAUUGCAGACGGCAAUUGAAGCCGGCCCCUUACCUUGUUGUGCACUGCUCUAUUCUAAUGUCCAUUGUUUUUAGUUAUCAAUGCAAGCAGGCCAGAAGAAUCUGUGAAAUAAAUAACUACUCACCAGGCUUUGUGCUUUGUAUAAGUCGAUGUUUUCCCAUGGAAGUUUUAGUUGCAACUUGCAUUGGUAAUCGAUAUCAGUUAAACAUAAACCAUUACACAGUCCAAGUCAAAGGCUCGAUUCACCAGGCGAUUCUGUUGAUUGUUCAUUUGUCAAGCUU
Molecule: messenger RNA, 1679 nt
Organism: Hibiscus syriacus
Lineage: Eukaryota; Viridiplantae; Streptophyta; Magnoliopsida; Malvales; Malvaceae
Exons: 5
Coding region: 72-1217 (381 amino acids)
Cellular component (GO): Golgi apparatus
Source: RefSeq, a predicted model, not a curated record